AAGCCACAAGCUUGACCUCGACUCCUUUCAACCUUUGGAAGCUCCUUUCGCCCUCGUUAUCUUAGGUGGCAACCCCGUACUUUCAAAGAACACGAAGCGAAAGCCGCCGCGGAGAUGGCGGUCAUAUCCACCAUGAGAACUCUCUGUGCCUCUCCUGCACAACAGGUGACCGGCACAAGCGUCAGUCCAGAUCAAAGUCAAGUAGAUCAAGAGCUGGUCGUGGGCAUGAGCGCACUCCAAACACACGACAGGGACAACCACCAAACCUACGUGCCGAGUCAUUGGAGCGGCUCUCUUGGAUCUCAGACGAGCAGCAGCGAUGACUUGGAGAACUACGCGCUUCACAGCUCUCCCGCGGUCAGCAGCCUUCAGCAGCCCAGCUCCACGCAGACUUCUCCCCGCAGCUGGGACUCGCCGGAGCAGCUCGGACCUACACCCUGGGAAGCCGCCACUGAGCAUUUCCACAACCGCUAUUCCGGCUUGGAUCCGCAUCUAUCGGGCAGUGGUGUUCACAACGGCGACGACUCGACAUCGUUCCCCGGUGACUCAGCGCCCUUCAUCCCCAUCCAGGGGCUCGACGGAUUACACAACGAGUGCCAGCAGGUUCCAAGACAGACAGAUCCGUGCCCGGCUGGCCCAUAUCACACGGCGCCAGAGGAAGCAUACCCUUCGACACCUGAGAGCAGCCAGCCAGUGUCUCCGGAGACCGCAGCGGGCCCGAUGGCAGUAGAUAUGCCGGCGGAAGACGCUACAUGUCCACCCAACAAUGAUGCAUACGGCCAGGCCAAGAAGAGUCCCUCUCCUGUACAGGUCCGGAAAGAGGGGGAAAAGGAGGAGCCGUAUGCCCAACUCAUCCACCGUGCCUUCUUGAGCACGCCACGGCGGGCUAUGACACUUCAGGAAAUCUAUCAGUGGUUUCGCGAGAAUACCGACAAAGGCAAGAGCGACAAUAAGGGCUGGCAGAACAGCAUACGGCAUAAUCUAAGCAUGAACAUGGCCUUCACCAAGCGGGAGCGCAAAAGUAGUGUGGCUAAAGCCGGGGACGGGGGAAGCGGCUCUGCAACGGCCAGCACCCAGAUCGAGACUAAAAAGUCCACCGAGUGGUACCUCGAGCCCUGGGCGAUCGGCGGCGUCCAGAGCACAACCCGCUACCGGAAGGGCAACCAAUCCCGGCGCAGCGCCACCAACCCUGGGAUGCUCAGCUCGCGUGUAUACCGGGGCUACCCGGCGCACCAUCACGCCUCGCUGAGCAGAAAAGGUGGCCGGGUUCUCCGCGGCGCCCGCCCCGGCGUCCGCGGUAGUACUGGCAGCAUCCCCAGCGUCGCCGCUACCCAUCCCCAGCUACGACGCUACCAGUUCUCGCCCCCCCACACCGCUACCGGGAGUCCUUUCAUCAACCACACGCUCACGAAUGGCGCUGCCGCCUCCUCUGGCUCGUCCACUUACAGUGGUAGCACAUCGCACCAGCCCUUCUUCCAUCCCCAAGUCCCACCACAGAGCCAGACUCUGGACGGUACUUCGAGCAACAUGGGGCUAGAUUACGACUACCCCGACCCACAACAGCUCUUCCCCACCACCACCACCACCACCACAACCACCACCUCUCCAUCCUCCUCCUCCUCUGGCACGGCCCCCCUUGUCUCCAUGGGCCGCGCAUCGAGCGAGCCAGGCUACGCCGGGCCCGUCGACGAAUCGGUGGCCCAGGGGCCGCUCCACCACCACCCGCACCUCCUCCACCAGUCGCCCUACGGCAGCGUCGGCAGCGAGCAAGCCGGGGGGCCCAUGGCCCUUGCCGAUCUCCGGGCAGUUUCAACGACGGGCGGCAGCACAGCUGCCGGCGCGACGGCGGCACCCUACCACCGCCACACCGGCAGCGAUAACAGCAGCUUCGCCGCCGCGGUCGCCGCCUUCUCGGCCGCGACAUACCCCACCCCCAUGUCUGGGAUCGUAUCCGUCGUCACCCCGGGCGUAUACGAGGAUGGGAUGGAUCGGUAUCAUCAUCAUCAUCAUCAUCAUCAUCACCACCCCCACCACCACCAGCAACAGCAGCAACAACAACAACAGCAGCAGCAGCAACAUCAACAACAACAACAACAACAUCACCAGCAACAACAGCUGCAACAGCAGGCUCAUUCGAUCCCGCGAUGGGACGCCGGUGGUGCCAGUGAUGCUUGCUUGACAGGUAUGGACGGGAUGAAUGCGAUGGCUGGCGGGCAGUGUGGUGGGGAGGAGGCCGGCCAGGGCGGCUUACCGGCGGGAUACGGGUUUGGGCAAGCACAGGGGUACUGAUGUGGUGGAGUUGGCCGUUGGAAAGAGGAACCUUGAUU
Molecule: messenger RNA, 2327 nt
Organism: Thermothelomyces thermophilus ATCC 42464
Lineage: Eukaryota; Fungi; Ascomycota; Sordariomycetes; Sordariales; Chaetomiaceae
Exons: 2
Coding region: 115-2289 (724 amino acids)
Biological process (GO): regulation of transcription by RNA polymerase II
Molecular function (GO): RNA polymerase II cis-regulatory region sequence-specific DNA binding; DNA-binding transcription factor activity, RNA polymerase II-specific
Source: RefSeq, a predicted model, not a curated record